Messenger RNA from Oryzias latipes (Japanese medaka), 7463 nucleotides. RefSeq names its product MAM and LDL-receptor class A domain-containing protein 1. Gene Ontology annotation, molecular function: protein binding. Gene Ontology annotation, cellular component: membrane. NCBI's taxonomy places the organism in Eukaryota, Metazoa, Chordata, Actinopteri, Beloniformes, Adrianichthyidae. The record is from RefSeq and is a predicted model, not a curated record.
GCAGUUUUCACAAAGGAGAAGUGACUCGGUGCACGCUGGACUUUAAACUGAAGAUAAGAGUCUGGAUCCUCCUGUGAGGCUGCUGAUCCUCUGCUCAGUCCUUCAGACACCUGAGCUGCUCAGGUUCAGGAAAGCUCGGCGUCUGUCCAAACAUGAAGCAGUCCUUACUCCUCCUGAGCGUGUGGCUGGCCUCUGCGUCCUCCUGCUCUAAUGGGAUGUUCAGCUGCGCGUCUGGAGAAUGUCUUCCAGUUCAGCUCGCCUGUGAUUUUCAGACGGACUGCCCCGACGUCUCUGAUGAAGAUCUUUGUGGCUCCUGUGAUUUCGAGGAAGACUCUUGUGGCUGGACAAAUGGAAGCGACUCCACUUUUCACUGGAGGCGGCAGAUGGCGAAUAUCACCACCACACCUGGUCAAGACCACACCACAGGAAGUCCAUGGGGGCGUGUCAUGUACUUACCUGCUGUAGAGGGGAGUGGCUUCUUCCACAAGGCACAUCUGGAGUUCUGGGUGGCCCAUCCAGCUGGUCUGGGAUGCCAGAUGAGCUUUUGGUUCUACAUUUACGACAGCGAGUCAUCACCGUUGUCCUCCACAGACCUCAGAGUACAGAUAGUGAGGGAUGCUGCAGAGACAGAUUUACUGAUCAUUGACAAAAAAUACACGAGCAGUUGGGAGAACGCCACCGCCUUCAUUGGAAACCCGCCAGGAGGGUACAAGCUGCGGUUUUCAUACAACCCAUCAUUCAUGGAUACCAAAGAGGUCAUGCUGGAUGACAUCACGUUUGAGAACUGCGGACAGGAAGACAUCCCCGGCGGGUCGGAGCGCCUGACCUGCGACUUUGAACAGGACACCUGCUCAUGGUACCACGACUACUCAUCCAGUCUGCUGUGGGACAGGAACAACGGCAGGUUUGAAGACGUGUCUGGAAAUGGCUACUUCAUGUUAGUAAAGGCCAAAUACAACACAGACCCGUCAUCAGUGGCCAGACUCAUGAGUUUCCCUCAACCUGGAGGUCAAACAAUAUGUGUGAGCUUCUUCUACCUCAUCUUUGGAAACAGCAUCGGUUCUCUGAAGUUUAUCACGAAGCGCUCUGGUGAAGAAGAAACGGUUGUGUGGAUGAGGAGCGGCACCCAAGGGAACAAAUGGCGAUUUGCAGACCUGACCUUCACCAGUGACAAACCAAUACAGUUCGUCAUUGAAGCUGUGGUGGGGGGAGAACAGGGGUACAUCGCCAUGGAUGACAUUGUGGUGUCCGGCAGCGUGGACAGUUCUUGUCCUCCAGAGAGAGAGUGCAGCUUCCAUGGCUCCCUGUGUGGGCUGCUGCCCCAACCCUCUGCAGACUUCCACUGGAACCGGAUCACCGGGGCUUCCCAACCGGGCAACUCCUCCGGCCCCACAGCAGAUCAUACACUUGGGACAGAACAAGGGUACUACCUGAGUGCUGAGCUGUGGAGGUACCCUGAGGGGUCCAGAGGUGCAAUGAUGACAGCGGUGAUGGAGCCCACCCCCCCUGACGGGGAAUGCCUGACGUUCUGGUAUUACAUGGAGGGGGCAGACGUGGGAGAACUCAGUGUUCUCCUUCAACCUGCAGACAGUCACGGAAACGGCAGCAGACUGUGGACCAAACGAGGAGAUCAGGGGAGGCACUGGAGGCACGGGAGAGUGACGCUGCUCAGGCCUGACACUCAGUUCCAGGUCAUUUUUGAGGCGAAAGCAGGCGGUGGACCGAAAAGAGACGUCUCCAUCGAUGACCUCAUCUUCGUGAACGGCGCCUGUCCUCCAGCUGGUUUCUGUGACUUUGAGAUGGACUUCUGCGGGUGGGUUAACAAUCCACCCCCAGAAUCCGGAGAGGAGUGGGACUGGCUCUCAGGUGAGAGUGAAGGUCGCUUCGUUCCAGGACAAGACCACUCCACAGGCUCCUCUUUGGGUCACUUUGCAAUAUUCUCCAGUCAGGAAUCUUCUCCUCAUGGAAAAAUAGCCCAGCUGGAGAGUGAAUCGAUGGACGCUGUAGAACGGGCCUGCCUGGAGAUCUGGCAUUUUGCUGAGGGUUUUGGAGCCUUGCAUAAACCGUCGGACAUCACGCUGACAGUCUUAAUCAGUGACGGCGGCGAGCUGCGUCCGUUGUGGAAAACCAGCGGUUUCGGAAACAACUCCUGGAUCCCAGACAGGGUGGACUACAGCGCGUCAGGCCCUCACCAGAUCAUUUUACGAGCCAACUGUCCGGCGAAAGAAGUUGGAGGUUUUGCCGUGGACGACGUCCACAUCAUCAGGGGCAGGUCCUGUGAUGAAACCACCCCGACCACCACACUAACGCCCCCCACCACAACCACCGCAGCCCCCCCGUCUGACAUGGACUGCAACUUUGAAAAAGGCUUGUGCAGGUGGAUCCAGGAGGUCGGGGAUGAUGCAGACUGGACUCUUCAUUCAGGGCUUCAGGUGGAGGAUCCCUGGGAUGGUCCUCAUUAUGAUCACACACUUGGGAAUAAUCAAGGUGUCUUCUUACUGCUGAACGGAUCGGGUUUGAAGGACGCUGAGAGAGCCGCCGUCUCGGUCCCGGCCCUCACUCUGCAGUCCCAAACCUGUGUGGACUUCUGGUACUACAUGCUCGGGCCUUCAGUAUCCAGCCUGGAUCUGCUACUUCAGACUAACUCCUCUGAGUUGUUGGUCUGGACUCGUCACGGAACCCAAAACCCAGAAUGGACGAACGCAAGACUCACCAUCGAUAUGAAGGACAGUUUUAAGAUAACAUUUACUGGUCACAGAAACACACUAAGCUGGGGCUUCAUCGCUGUUGAUGAUGUCACAGUGAGAGGCGGAGCCUGCAGUAAUCUGAACGUGUGUGGGUUCGAUUCCGACUGGUGUGGCUUUGAAAACAGUGUCAGUCAGCGGGGGCACUGGGGCCGCAGGAAGGGGGCCGAGCAUCAAGUGGAUCACACCUAUGGAACAGAACAGGGUUUCUACAUGACCAUUUUAAGCGCAAACACCACUCAGCCUGAAGUAGCAGAUCUGCUUUCUCCAAUCUUCUCCUCUUCUGCAGAGAUGUGUGUGCGGUUCUGGUACUGGUUACCUGCAGAUCCUUCGAACAGCCUCACGGUUCAUGUGCAGCGAGGCGGUGAGUCGGGCGACGCCCUUUGGCAGCGGCCGGGGUCGCCCUCUACAGGCUGGGAGGUGGCAGAGGUCACCGUGUCUUCUCCUGCAACAUUUUAUGUGGCGUUUAGAGCCUAUCAUGUUCCUGACACCAGUGACUCCGUGAAAAUAGAUGACGUCUCGUUUAAAAACGGAGCCUGUAGUCCUGCAGGCAGCUGUGACUUCGAGUCUGGACAGUGUACUUGGGUCAACAUCCACAAAGACGCUGGACAUCAGUGGGUCUUGGCAAGUGGAGGAUCACACGGUCCACCUACGGAUCAUACCACUCAUACCCCAGAGGGUCAGUUUUUAUUGAGUUUAUCACAGCAGCACGGCUCUGUGGCUCAAGUCGUUUCUGAAUGGAUUGGAGAAAAAACAGCUUCCUGUUUCACCUUGUGGUACCACAUGGAAAACAGCGCCUCGGGGUCCCUGCGGGUCUUCAUACGUUCAGGUCCGUCGGAUCAGACUCUGGUCUUCCACAGCAACAGCAGUGGGAGUCGCUGGAGCAGAUUCUCUCAGACUCUGAACACGUCCAGCCUGUUCCAGUUUCUGAUCGAGGCAGAGUCAAACGGCGGCGGCUUUGUUGCAGUCGAUGACAUCAGUCUCACACCGGGCAUCUGCAAACACAAUGAAACCACCUCAGGGUUCGAGGGCUGCUCAUUUGAAAACGGGACGUGUGGAUGGGAGGACGUCAGCAGCGGCCAGUACAAGUGGGCGAGAGGCAGAAAUGCUACUGGGAGCGCUGGGCCCCCUGUGGACAACACGCUGGGCACCAAGGAGGGAUGGUACAUGGCUGUGGAGCCUCAUCGUGGAGAACAUGUGAGCGCCGCCUCAUUGCAGAGUCCCGUCAGCCGACAGGCCAGCUCCACCUGCACGCUGCAUUUCUAUCAAAACACGUAUGGAGAGGACGCAGAGCUCAGGGUUCUGCUGAAGGACGCCUCCCACACCACCACGCUCUGGUGGCUGUCUGGUAACCAUGGAGACGUAUGGCAGCACGAAGAGGUCCUGGUGGGCCGCGUCCCCACGGACUUCACCCUUCUGUUUGAAGCUUCCAGAGACUUCAACCAACUGGGCCACGUUUCCAUCGAUGACGUCUCCUUCUCCAGCUGCGCCCUGCCUGAGGCCCAACCUCAGUGUCCGGACGGCGUGUUCACCUGCAGCAACAGCGUCUGCGUGGACCCCCAGCAGGUCUGCGACUUCAGCGACGACUGCGGGGACAGGUCGGAUGAGAACCUCUGCGACAACCUUGAGCGCUGCGACUUUGAAGAAGGUUUAUGUUUCUGGGAGAGGAGUGAAGUGGACACCCCUGCAGCUGACUGGACACAUCAUAGCGGCGAGGAAGCGUGGCCCGACCGCGGACCCCCCCGGGACCACACCCGAAACUCCGCUGCAGGUCACUACGUCGCCCCUCCCACCCACCUGACCCUGAAGGGCCAGGCCGCUGAGAUCCUCUCCAGGACGUUGCUGCCCAGCUUCAACUGCACUCUGAGGUUCUUCUUCUUCUGCAUGGACGCCGCCGCCGGCAGGCUGACGGUGCAGUCCAGGACUCACGGAUCCGGCAGCGGCGACGGCGAGCUGUGGCUCAUGGAAACCUCCCCCAGCUUCGGCUGGCAGAGGGUGCAGCUCACGUUCUCCUCUGCAGCCAGCAGCAAGAUUGUCUUCAGGUAUGAAUUCAGGGAGGAGUCCAGAGGUCUGGUUGCUCUCGAUGACGUCUCCUUCUCUAAAGAAUGCACAUUUGAUCCCGACAACAACCAUCUACCUGAUGCUUCGUCCACACCUCCACCAUCUGACACGCCCACCCCUUCAACUUCCCCCGUGGAUCCCUGUCAGGACGGGGAAUUCUUCUGCCACCUGUCAGACGGGAACGUCUGCAUCUCUGCCGCUUUGAAAUGCGAUUAUCAGCCGGACUGCCCCCAAGGAGAAGACGAGGCCGUCUGCGGUCCGUGCACGUUUGAAAGGGAUCAGUGCCAGUGGACCGACAGCAGCGAGGGCCCGGGCGCGUGGCGGCGGCUGAAGGCCAGCAACAGCACUGCGCCUCCAGCAGAUCACACCACAGACUAUGGCUACUUCAUGACGGCAGAUGUCAGUCAGGGAUCCAACGUGAGCGAAGCCCGACUCCAGAGUCCUCUGCUCCCCCCAUCAUCCCCCUUCUGCCUGAUUCAGUUUCACUUCCACAUCAGCGCAGAGAGCGCUGGGUCACUCAGAGUGCUUAUGCAGCAAGCUGGGGGCGGUGAAGCAAUCCUGUGGUCACGCAGUCACAACACCGUCUCCCACUGGACCCCGGAGCAUCUGCCCGUAGGCCUGCAUGAGCAGCCGUACAAGGUUUGGUUUAGCAGCACAAAUAAAGAAACAACGGAGCUCCACGCCGCUGGGGGGGCUGUUGUUGCCGUGGACGACAUCUCCUUCCUUAACUGUGAAAAAACAUACCAGUCACCAGCUCUGUCUUCCUUCAGCUGUACUUUUGAUGAUGGGAUGUGCGGCUGGAUGCAGGGAGCCGAGGAUGAGCUGGACUGGCUGAGCAGGUCCGGCCCCACAGAGACCCCCAACACCGGGCCCGCGGGGGACCACACCACCGGCAAAGGGAAAUACCUUCACAUCAAAAGCUCGCAUCCUAGUUUGAAGGGAAGCAGAGCUCAGUUAAAGUCUGCAGUGCUGCCACCUGCUGGUAAAGAUGGGUACUGCUUCACUCUGUGGUACCACAUGUUUGGAGCGACUGUGGGAGACUUGAAGAUCUUUCUGCGAACAGUCGACACUCUGGAGGAAGAACUGAUUUGGCAAAAGUCAGGAAGCCAAGAGGACGAGUGGCUUCUGUCUCAGACUCACGUGACCCUACAGAGAGCCCACCAGGUGAUUCUGGAGGCCACGGUGGGGGGGCAGGCUGGAGACAUAGCAAUGGACGACAUCGCUUUCGUGGAGGGGCUGUGUCCUGCUUCUGAUUUGUGUGACUUUGAAGAUGGGAGCUGCAACUGGCAACAAGACAUAACCGAUGACUUUGACUGGGUCAGGCAGUCAGGCCACACCCCCAACCCCAACACAGGACCAGAGAGCGACCACACCACCAACACGGCGGCGGGACAUUACUUCUACCUGCCCUCCUCUGCUGGCGACCAAGCGGGACAGAAAGCGUUGAUGUUCUCCCCCCUUUACCCAGCAGGAAAGGCGUCCUGUGUGCAGCUGUGGUACCACAUGAACGGCAGAGGAGUGGGGACGCUCAAUGUUUACCAGCAGAGCGAAGACCAGAAGACGGUGGUGAUCUUCUCCCAAACGGGGGACCAGGGUCGUCUGUGGAGGUUUGCUCAGGCCUCCCUUCUCCCCCGAGUGCAGCCUUACAGGGUUGUGGUGGAGGGCGUGAAGGCGGGUCCCACCACAGACGGGGACAUGGCCUUUGAUGACGUGCAGCUGACAGACGUUGUCUGUCCUCCUCAUGGCUUCUGUGACUUUGAGAGCUCUUUCUGUGGGUGGACCAACCUCGGUGGAGACGUCGAUCAGGGCGACUGGCUCCGUGGGGCUGGAGCUUCUCCAAAUCCCCACACUGGUCCCACUGUUGAUCACACCACCAACUCCAUUCACGGUCACUACGUUUACGUGGACAGCUCGGUGGGGGAAUGGGGAGACAUGUCCUUUCUGAUCAGUGACGUGUUCCAGCCGUCCACCAGAGGUCACUGCCUCACCUUCUGGUACCACAUGUACGGCAGCUCGGUGGGGACCCUCAGAGUUUACCUGAAUGACAGGAAAAUGAAUGCUGGAGGAAAUGAAGAAGGACUUCUGAAAUGGAUCGAAACUGGAAACAAAGGAGACCAGUGGCAGCAGGCAAACGUGUCUAUUCAACACCAGGAGGCAUUCUGGUUUGUGUUUGUCUAUCAGCGGGGGAAGGCUGCAGGUGGAGAUGUUGCUCUUGACGAUAUCGCCAUCAUUCCCAGCGAAUGCUAUGCAGAGCUUCCCAUCAAACCGUCUGAUAAAAACCACUCGCUGACCGUCGGCCUUGCGGUGGGUCUGACUCUGCUGGUUGGACUCAUCAUCGCUGUUGGUCUCUACUUCCUGAACCGAAACCAGAAGAUUAUGCCAACAGUCAUGACAAAUGAAGAGACUGUUAGCAACGUGAUUGACCUCUGCGGCAGCAACACGGAGGACACACUUCACAGCCCAGGAGUCCACAUUUCCUUCGACAACAUCCUUUAUGAUCCGUCACCGAGCCACUCUGAAACCUAGCCUGACGCUGCCUGGUCUGAAACAGAGAAGAAUGUUUGUUUUCACCAAAGUUUGAUGAUAAAAACUUCACUUUUUCAUGUGACGUUUUUCUUGAAUGUAAAAAGAAGCUUCAUAAUAAAGUUAUGUAUUUUA